Messenger RNA from Myodes glareolus (Bank vole), 1271 nucleotides. The record is from RefSeq and is a predicted model, not a curated record. Lineage: Eukaryota; Metazoa; Chordata; Mammalia; Rodentia; Cricetidae.
GGAUUUUUCUACCUCAUGAGGGAUGAAGAGUGUGGUCUGCACAGGAGGCAGUGGGGUGGGCAGUGGGCACACGGGGCCACACAAGGCCUAGCUCCCAAGCCACCAUGCCAGCCAGCACAGGAGAGCAGAAGGCUCACAGAGAAGCACCCCACCCCCACCAUCCUGCUUCCUCCCUCUGGCUCCAGUGGACAGGGUCAAGGGUCAAACUCCAGAGAUCAUUCACUGCCUCUGCCUGGUAGAGGCAGCAAAGCCCUGGAGGUCUCCACUUCAGGACUUCACCCACCCUGUCACUGUGCUCAAGGCCAGAGCCACCGGAAUGGUCCCUGGAAGCCCUCAGAGGGUGGGCGUGGUAGGUUAUGGCCGCCUAGGCACCCUGACCUUGUGGUAGAAGUGGCUCAUCCAAAUAUAAUCCACGAAUCAGGGGUACAGAUCCUGCGCCACGCUAACCUCCUGGUGGGGUCUCCCUCAGCUCUGGCUGACCAGACCACAGAGCAGCGGCUCAUGGAGGCUUCAAACCACUGGGGUCACACUGUGUUUGUGGCCCGAGGAGCCCUGUGGGGGUCUGAAGACAUUAGGAGACUGGAUGAAGCUGGAGGCCUCCAGAGCCUUCGAGUCACCAUGGCCACACAUCCUGACGGCUUCCGGCUGGAAGGAUCCCUGGCUGCAGCACACAGUAGUGGGCCCCGCACAGUGCUCUACGAGGGUCCUGUGCGUGGGCUCUGCCCCUUGGCCCCCCGAAACUCUAACACCAUGGCAGCCGCUGCACUGGCUGCCCCCAGCCUAGGCUUUGACGGUGUCAUUGGGGUGCUUGUGGCUGACCUUAGCCUCACAGACAUGCACGUGGUGGACGUGGAGCUGAACGGCCCCCCAGGUCCCACAGGCCGCAGAUUCAACGUGCACACCCACAGGGAGAACCCAGCCCAGCCUGGUGCUGUCACCGGCUCUGCUACUGUCACGGCCUUUUGGCACAGCCUACUGGGUGCGGUCAGGCCCUCCAAGGGUCCCUUGGCCUUUGUAUUCUGCAGAACUAACAUGCUGGUGUCCCGCCCCGGUUUUCUGUCUUUGCCCACGCUUAGUUUUCACUCCCAGGCUUUCUGAGUCUCUCCCCAGUUCAACUUCUCUCUGAGUCUCAGAGACUCUUGUCUCUCCAUUCACACCCCACACCUCUUUCUGAGUAUCCUCUUUGGGUUAUACCACACUACGAUUUCCAAAGCCCACGGUCGCCAUGGCCGCCUGCAUGUCUGUGUCGUCAUUUUAGUCUUUCAUUCUCC